ACCGGCGCUAGUACGGAUCUCAGUACUUGGUCUCUCAAUCUCAGGCCUGAUUAAAAACUUGAGACUUAUCCUGGAUUAUGUUGCUGGUUAAUCCGUUUGUCUGAGAACUAAUUGCAUGCUGGACUGUUUACUGGUGGGUUGUCGUCAGGUUGUCAAAAUGUGACCGUGUGACGUCACAAGCAGGACACUUUCAUGGCGUCAUGGAUAUAAAAUGGAUUCUGAUAUCAUCCAUGAUUUAUUUGGCAUCACAAGACCCUGCUAGACCAGCAUGCACUCGUCAGACAUGCGCAUCACCUCUUCUCGUCUGCAACGAUUCUCUGAUUUUCAUCGAUGACGUCACGGACAAUCGAGAGCGACGCACGCCGGAGUACGUCAAACGUCAGUGUAUGGGACGACCGACGUGUGAUGUGACGAGUCACUGCGGUUAUGACAGAUCGCUGGAGUUCUCUUACCACUGUUACAAUGUUAGUUCCAUCCACCCGACCUCUAGACGGUGUGGCGUCACCUGGAUAGACACCGAAUGGAUCUAUGGAUACCUACAGAAUCCACAUUAUCCAGCCCCCACAGCGUUGAAUAGCUCCUGUCGAUGGAGGUUCAAACCCAGGCCAGACACUGGCGUCAUCCUUACCAAACACGAGAUGGCAGCUAGUGAUGCGAUAGAGGGGUGCGGCGCUGGCCUGAUGGUCUCAGGGACAGACUGCAGCACCGGACAGCGGACUAUGGACAAGUUGUGUGUGGGGGACGCCAACGUCACCAGCCUGACCGUGUGCGGGGCGGUGGACAUCGUGUACUUCCCCCACCAGGCCAGGCACAGGGCAAGGUUUUUCUUGGCCUUCCAUGUCAAGUCACUGAGCGAAAUCAGCGCGUCAAAAAACGAGGCCAAACACACCUGUUCUAAAUAUAGCAUCAUGAAUUCACCUGUGUCCACAUCGACAGCUACAGCAACCAAUUCCACGUCUGAUGUUGCGGAAUCAAAUUCAGAAAUUCUGAUCAUCAUGCUGUCCAUCAUAAGUGGCAUUGCUGCUGUCUUGUUGGUCAUUCUGGUCAUUGUCUGUGUGAGAUGUCGUCUGCUACAGGCCAGUGUUGCAGCAGACUACGUGUCGUCAGAUCCCAACCCCAGCAUCCAGCGCCACCAGACAUUCUUCUCAUCUCUGGAACCAGAGAAGCCAAGACCUAAGUUAGCAGACAGCUACUCAGAGGUAAUUGACGCCAUCCCCUACUCCCAGAGAGGUGGCACACCCACAUCUCCCCCCUACGCUGAAGUGGAAUCCUUCAUCAGCCCACAGAAACCUCCGUUAUACUCCGGUCAAAACCUAAUCAAAGGUCAUGACGUGCUCAGCGGGGAGGACCACUACAAGGAGAUAGCUGACCCGCGACCUAAACGUGGAGUACUCAACAGGUUUAAAAUUAAACACGACAGAGAUAAAAUACAGAGGGAGAAUUUAAACUCUGGGCCGGAUAUAAUCCCAGGUGGGAUUAACCCAAGACCUGGAGAUCAUCUCCUGUCUGCUUCCACUUCCCUCACCCACCCAGAGGAUGAUGGGUAUUCUGCUUACGAACCAAUCGGAGAAUAUUCCAGCACUAAACAGCCUCCUACAUUAAACAUCUCGUCCCCUCCGUUACCUGACAACCAUCCGUCAUCCGUGGAGAUGUUUAGACGUAAAUCAGAAGAAGGUUCAAAACCAUCUCAGCAGAAGAUUGAUAUUAUAGAUAUCGGGAAGCAUUCGUUGAAAAAAACUCAACUAGUUAAGCAGGGUACGUCGCAGGGUUUAAAUGUGCAGGAUGGAUUUAAAACACUGCCAAUGAAAAGUUCUAGGAAUAACUUCCAGACAGAGGAAAAGAAAAACAACAAUUAUAAACACUCUCCAUAUAGGGAUGUGCACAAGUCUAAAGGAAUUGUGAAGAAUGGCAUACAGCUGUUUGAGAAGCACAGUUGUUAACAGAAUGUGAUAUAGUAAUUCAUUUUAAAACAUUGGGAAUACAAGGGCGACAACCGUGUUUAUUUACUGGAUGUAUGAUUUUCAUGGGUUACGUACCUUGAGCACAAUUAGUUAAAAAAAAAAUAAUCAAAAAUUGAAAACAAAAAAAUGUUUUUAGUUCACAUUUCACUGUAAAUACACUUCCAUCAACUUUGACAAGUUGUUCCCCACCCAGAGAAAGUGUUUAGACUUGCUGGAACCAAAAUAAUAUUGUAUACUUGGCUCAUCAUGUUGCUGUGAACCUUAAAAUAAUUAUUUCAUUUAUAAAAAUGUUGAUAAUUGUGUUAAUACACACUGUUACAUAAUACAUGUAUUGAACUGUUACUGUCAAUGUGAUCUUUAUUAUACUUAAUUCAGUUUUUAUGUUAAUGCUUACCAUUGAACAAUUUUCUCAUCUAUUUAGAAAAGAUAGAUAUAAUAUUAUUAUGUUGUUUGUUUUUUAAAUGGGGCACAAAUGUAUAGGUUUUAUUGAUGAGAGGAAAGACACCUUGAAGAAUUCACUGGCAGAUGUAUUGGGAAGUGACACAGUCCACCAAAGCUGUGAUGACCCAUGUAUUUGUUUCAUCCAUCUAUUGACAAAUGUAAUGCUAGCUUUAUUGUAGGCCCACGUGAUGGUGGACAGUGCAGGUGAAGAUGAACUCACCUGUCUCUGUGACCCUGGUGUGCGAAGGGAGAGUGUGGUUAGUUCUAUAUCCAGUUUUUUUUUACUUUGUUUAUAUAAAUCCCAUACUCAUGAGGUCUAAGUUGAGUAUUGAACUCAAAACCUGUUGGUUAGUACCAGUGUACUGUAUUAGUUGACCACACCACUCCAACAUGCCUUUACUGCCCAUUAUAAACAGAGGAAAUUAUGAAGUCUUUUUCUGUAUACCGUCAUUGUUUUUUUAGAGAAAAUUGUUGAAAAAUCAAUUUUGAAAAAAAUAAAAAAGAAUUUGUAGAAUAAUAUAUAUCAAAACUAAUUUGAAAUAAGAAUAUGAUAUCACAGUUAGUAAUAACUUUUUGGCUAGUUAGCAAACACUUCUGAUAGGUAAUUAGAAUACUUCUGUAAAGUGAAUUAGUUCCUUGGCCUAUAAACAUUCAUAGGCACUGGGGCAUGUGUAGCGUGUUUAUAUAUAUAUAUAUAUAUAUAUAUAUAUAUAUAUAUAUAUAUAUAUAUAUAUAUAUAUAUAAAUACACAACCAACAAAAAGGCUCAUAAACAUCCCAGUUGUUUAUUUAUCCAAUAAACUGUUUGUAGUGUGGCUAAUCUUUACGUAUUAUUUACUACGGCCAGAUUUAAUACAACUGUUGACCAUUUAAAUUUUUCAAAUAUAUUUUGUUUGUUGAUUGUCAUAUGACAUCUAAAGCUGACAUAAAAUCCAAUCAG
Messenger RNA from Physella acuta, 3341 nucleotides. RefSeq lists its product as uncharacterized. The record is from RefSeq and is a predicted model, not a curated record. Lineage: Eukaryota; Metazoa; Mollusca; Gastropoda; Physidae.